UCAUUCACCCGCUCGCAGCCUCACUCCGUCGGCGUGCUUUUGAGGGGACGGGUAGUAGGAGUACCACGAGUUGCCGGGUGAAACUGUAACCACUGGUCGCUUAUCACUGCUGGGAGGAGGUUGGACUGCACGUUCAAUUUAAAACAAUUGUAGACUGUAUUUCCAGUUUCCAGUGUUGCAGAAUCGUUAGGUUCCCCCCGCAGCUGAUUUCUGUAAUCACUCGCCUCACUGCACAAUCUGAUAGCUGGUCACCGGCUGGGGGAGAGUUAAGGUGUUGGUAUUAACUACUCUGUGAGCACUAGUUAGACCUUGUUAGAUCACAGCCAUCCCAGUCCACACCCGGGAAGGCGAAGUGGGCCGGAGCUGCGCUCCGCUGGAAAGGCUGUCGGCGUCUCUACCUCUGCUCGCCGACCCACACCGCCUUAGUCCCUCUUUCCCUCACCCCACUGUCCCUCCGAAACGCUGGAAAUCCACAAGCGGCCGGGGGGCGGCGACGGGCCAGCGAAGCUGGGGGUGGCACCGGAGCCGCACGGUGUCGGAGCGGCCGCGGGGAGGGUCGGCCGUGCGGAAGGGACGGCAGCGAUGGACGGCUUGUCGGUGGAAGUGCGCGGCUCCAACGGGGCCUUUUACAAGGGUUUCAUCAAAGACGUCCAUGAAGACUCUCUCACCAUAGUCUUUGAAAACAACUGGCAGCCUGAACGACAGUUGCCCUUCAGCGAUGUACGAUUGCCACCCCCAUCCGACUACCACAAGGACAUCGGCGAGGGAGAGGAGGUAGAGGUGUACUCCAGAGCCAAUGAGCAGGAACCGUGCGGCUGGUGGCUGGCCAGAGUUCGGAUGAUGAAGGGAGAGUUCUAUGUGAUUGAGUACGCUGCCUGUGACGCCACGUACAACGAGAUCGUGACGUCGGAGCGGAUCCGGCCCGUCAACCCCAACAGCCCUUCGUCCCGCGGCUCCUUCUACAAGGUCCCCGUCGCCGUCCCUGAGGAUCUGCGGGACAUUUGUGUGAAUGACUCCGUGCACAAAGACUUCAGGAAAGCCAUCGGUGCAAACUGCAUCUUCUACAGCUCCGCAACCCAGGAGCUCAUCGUCCUGUCCACGAACGAGUCGACGGUGAAGCGGGCGACGCUACUGAGCGACAUGCACUUCCGAAGCAUCCGCACCAAACUGAUGCUCAUGUCCCGGAACGAGGAGGCCACCAAACACCUGGAGACGAGCAAGCAGCUGGCCUCCGCCUACCAGGAGGUGGUGCGCGUGCGGGAGGACCUGAUGGGCCUGGCCAUCGGCUCGCACGGGGCCAACAUCCAGCAGGCGCGUAAGGUGUCUGGCGUGACGGCCAUCGAGCUGGAGGAGGAAAGCUGCACGUUCAGGAUCUACGGGGAGACACCUGAGGCUGUGAAGCAGGCCAGGGUGUACCUGGAGUUCAGGGAGGAUUAUUUCCAGGUGCCCAGAAACCUGGUUGGGAAGGUGAUUGGGAAGAACGGCAAAGUGAUCCAGGAGAUCGUGGACAAGUCAGGCGUGGUGCGUGUGCGCAUCGAGGGGGACAAUGACAAGAAGCUGCCCAGGGAGGAGGUAGGCAGGCAGCCAGCCGACGAAGAGGGCAUGGUCCCCUUUGUCUUUGUGGGCACUAAGGAGAACAUCAGCAAUGCCCAGGCCCUGCUGGAGUACCACGUAGCAUACCUGCAGGAGGUGGAGCAACUUCGAAUGGAGCGUCUGCAGAUUGACGAGCAACUGCGACAGAUCGGGGUGGGGUACCGCGCCCCCGCUGGCCGCUCGGGGGGGCCGGCGGCUGGGGAGCGUGAGCGGGGCUACCUGACGGACGAGAGCACCAGUUCUGUCCAUGGCGGGCGGACCUACGGCGGAAGGGGUCGGGGCCGCCGUGCCUCCAACAGUCAGUACUCUGGAUACGGUACCAACUCGGAGUUGUCCAAUGCCUCGGAGUCUGAGGACCUCAGUGAGCGGGAGCCAAGGCCCCGUGGCACCGGUGGAGACGAGAGGGGCUCCCGACGGGGUGGCCGGGGGCGCGGCAGCACCACUGGUGUGGUGCGGGGUCGUGGAGCGCCAGGCAGCCGGGCGGCAAACCACACCAUCAGUUCUGUCCUGCGGGACCCCGACAGCAACCCCUUCUCUUUGCUGGAGGGGGAGGGCGAGGCGGGCGGAGACACGGACGCCAGCGAGAGCAUGGGCAGCGCCGGAGACCGCCGGAGACGCUCACGCCGUCGCCGUAACGACCAGGAGCCCAGCGUGAUGGAUGCGGCAGCUGAGUCCGACAGCCAGGCCGGGGCCAGUGAGAACGGGCUGGAUGAGGACGGCAAGCCCCAGCGGCGUAACCGGAGCCGGCGCCGGCGUAACCGUGGUACCCGCCCCGAAGGAGGCUCUCUGAGCCGCGACAGGCAGCCCGUGACCGUGGCGGACUACAUCUCCCGCGCAGAGUCCCAGAGCCGACAGACCCUGCCUCAGAAGGAAACGCAGGCUGCACCCGAGCUCAAGAACAACGGGAGCAGUGGCCAGGAGGAGCACGCCCCUGCCAAGCCCCCCCCCAGCAACGGCGUAACUGCGCCUGGUGAGGCGCUGGUCAACGGGGUGUCCUAAAGGGCCGGCCGCGCCCCUUCAGCCCUCGCCUAGAGCCAGACCUCAUGGCAACACUGACCCUGCUUGCAUUUACUUAAACCUUUAAAACAGAUGAGUGAGGAAAAAAAAUCGACAGUGCUUCAGUUCAUAUGGUUGAAAAGUGACAGAGCAUCUACUUAAAACACACGUAUGUGUAUGUUAUUCUAUCUAUCAGUACUUAGUGCUUAUUUAAAACUAGCUUGCCCAAAAAGAGCUGGUGGACGUGACUCCAUUUAUAAGAUACUGAACACAGAUACAGGACGUGACUUUUUAUUUUAUUUUAUUUUUUUACCCCCCCUCCCC
Molecule: messenger RNA, 2913 nt
Organism: Brienomyrus brachyistius
Lineage: Eukaryota; Metazoa; Chordata; Actinopteri; Osteoglossiformes; Mormyridae
Gene: fxr2
Product: FMR1 autosomal homolog 2
Exons: 17
Coding region: 583-2592 (669 amino acids)
Biological process (GO): positive regulation of translation; negative regulation of translation; regulation of dendrite morphogenesis
Cellular component (GO): dendritic spine; dendritic spine neck; neuronal ribonucleoprotein granule
Molecular function (GO): translation regulator activity; protein homodimerization activity; mRNA 3'-UTR binding
Source: RefSeq, a predicted model, not a curated record